Molecule: messenger RNA, 681 nt
Organism: Thelazia callipaeda (thelaziosis nematode)
Lineage: Eukaryota; Metazoa; Nematoda; Chromadorea; Rhabditida; Thelaziidae
Source: the annotation of a GenBank genome assembly
AAUAAGGGAUAUGCAAUGCUUAUACGACAUAUCUUUAUAAUCAAUCGCGCUGGAAGCUUAAUUUACGAUUGGGAAGGUAAAACUAGUCAUACAGCUAUUGAAAAAACAUUUACUUACCCUAUUGAUAUUGUGCUUGACAUAGUUGACCAGAAAGUGACUGUUGUAUUCGGCGAACGACAUGGAAUUGGACUGAGAUAUACCGUGUCUGCAAUAAAUGGCUCACCAGUACAAGCAUGCAAAGUAAUCUACGAUGGUGUAGAAAAGGUUGCUUUAGAUGUUAUUCGGGAUGAAAGCGCAUAUCCUCUCAAUAUUCGUUUUGAGCCACCAACAAUUUCUACAAAUGAAAAGAUCAUUCUUUCAAGCACAUUUCAUUCACUUUAUACAAUUGCUGCACAACUAAGUCCUGUAUAUAAAAGUUCAGGCAUUGAAGUGUUGACAACGAGUCAUUUCAAGCUUCACUGUUAUCAAUCGACUACAGGCGUAAAAUUUGUUGUGGUUGGCUCUGUUUCAUUGAGUAGUGGCGUUGAUGGGCUUUUGCGACGAAUUUACGAACUUUAUGCAGAUUUUGCUCUAAAAAAUCCAUUCUAUUCUAUUGAUAUGCCAAUACGCUGUCAGCGAUUUGAUGAUGCUAUUGAAAGUCUUAUUGAAAAACAAGACAAGUUCAGCAUGCUUACGAUUUAA